This is a messenger RNA of Heteronotia binoei (common prickly gecko), 1299 nucleotides long. It is a transcript of the gene CLDN15, whose product is annotated as claudin 15. NCBI's taxonomy places the organism in Eukaryota, Metazoa, Chordata, Lepidosauria, Squamata, Gekkonidae. Gene Ontology annotation, biological process: cell adhesion; bicellular tight junction assembly. The coding region runs from base 17 to 715 and encodes 232 amino acids. Gene Ontology annotation, cellular component: bicellular tight junction; plasma membrane. Gene Ontology annotation, molecular function: structural molecule activity. The transcript is spliced from 5 exons. The record is from RefSeq and is a predicted model, not a curated record.
GCUCGCCCGCUUCGCCAUGUCUCUGCUGCUGGAGGCCGUGGGCUUCCUCCUGGGCACCGUCGGCUGGGCCCUGCUGGCCGUCACCCUCUUCAACAGCUACUGGAGGGUCUCCACCGUCUCGGGCAACGUCAUCACCACCUCCACCCUCUUCGAGAACCUCUGGCAGAGCUGCGCCACCGACUCCACCGGCGUCUACAACUGCUGGGAGUUCCAGUCCUUGCUGGAGUUGCCAGCCUACCUGCAGGCCUCGCGAGCCCUCAUGAUCACGGCGUUGGUGCUGGGCUUCUUUGGGAUCCUCUGCGCCAUGAUGGGGAUGAAGUGCACCCGAUUCGCUGAGGAGAACCCCAACGUGAAGGCCAAGAUAGCCGCCAUUGGAGGCUGCAUGUUCGUCUUGGCCGGUCUCGGUGGGAUGGUGACGAUCUCCUGGUAUGCCUUCAACAUCACCCGCGACUUCUUCAACCCACUCUUUGCUGGCACAAAAUAUGAAAUUGGACCUGCCCUCUACCUGGGCUGGAGCGCAUCACUGCUGGCGAUCAUCGGAGGUGGUUUCCUGUUCAGCUCCUGUCGGGUUCACUCUUCACAAGAGAAAAAUUAUGGCUAUCCGUACAAGGGCACAAAGAGUGCAAUGUCAGCCACAAAUGUGACGCCGGCCCGCCCCCGGGUAGAGUCUAAUGCCAGCAGCGCUGGAAAGUAUGGCAAAAACGCUUAUGUUUAAGACUGUGCAGAGGGGUAAUCCCCAAAGGACAUCUUGAGGUACUUUUCUGGUUGCCCAGAACCCGAAAGGGUGAGGGCAACUCACAAGAGGAACUUCUCUCAGCCUUCCCUCGGGAGGUUUCCCAAAUGCGACGCUAAGAACUGGACGGAAUCCACGGAAGCCGCAUUUCUGCGCAGAGUGUGGCCCUGGAAGAUGCUGCAUCGAACCAGAUUAUUUAUUGAGCGGUCUCUCUGCUCUCGCCUGCGUGGACUUUCAGAUGUCUUCGGGCCAUCUGGUCACGCCAAGAGAAGAGGGGCCAAGGCUCAGGCCGGCCUUCUGAGCGAGAAGCCAUUUGCCCGAAUUCCAGAGGUUUGCUGAGACUUUACAGAGCCCGGAUUCAUCUGACUGGAAGGGCUGGUCAACUUUUGGAAGGCUUGUAUCUGGCGAAAGGAAGGCCCCGCCCGGGGGCAGAGCCCAGUUCGAGUCCCACCUAUCCAGGAGCAGGACUUACGGGGUCAAAGGUGGUGGGGCCCAGCGGGGUCACAGGGUGGAGCGAAUGUAUCAAAGUUCAGAGACUUGCAGAAAAUACUAAUUCAUCUAAGGUG